Kwoniella mangroviensis CBS 8507 is the source of this 1380-nucleotide messenger RNA. RefSeq lists its product as uncharacterized. The transcript has 10 exons. Lineage: Eukaryota; Fungi; Basidiomycota; Tremellomycetes; Tremellales; Cryptococcaceae. Gene Ontology annotation, molecular function: glycosyltransferase activity. The record is from RefSeq and is a predicted model, not a curated record. Bases 1 to 1380 code for a protein of 459 amino acids.
AUGUCUUGGUCAAAUUGGGUACAAGCACUGUCGAAUAGCGGAAGCUGGGAGAAGUUCAGGUCAAAGCGAAGGAACACCAACAUACUUAUGAUAUCGGGUUGUAUAUUUCUUUUCUUGAUUUCGACAUAUUUGUAUACACCAAAUGCAUUUCACUUUGAUCUCAUUAUCGUAAAUGAGAUCAGAUUAGGUAAACCUACGCAGCUGGUAGGUGGGGUACCGGGUUUUUACGUCUUUCAGGAUUUAUGGUACAGGAAUGGUACUUUUUAUGCUUUCCAUGAGAACGUCACGGACGUACCUCUGCCUGAGAAAGAUAAGAUCAUGUCAGGUCCUCAUACCAUUAUGACUCGACCUCUGUCGACUCAAGAGGAAUUGAUGGAUUCGCAAAUUGGGCAGAUCCGAUACUUCAACGGACAAACCAUAUUCCUGAACGACGGUGCAGAUCAAUACAAUUGGUCAUACCUCAAUUGGUUCUACCAUCUAGCGGCAGAAGCUCUAUUGGGAGGUAUCGUUUCUCUCGGAUUAUCAAAUGACUUCUUGGAGGAAGGUGUACCACGAUUGAUGAUUCCGUGGGAAGGAAAUUGGAAAGAUGGUUAUGGGAUAAAUGAUGGUAUGGUCAAAGGUAUCUUCGGGAAGGAUCUGGUGGAGAGAAAUCAGUGGGAAAUGUGGAGUAUCUCAGGCGAGUGGAUAGGAUUUGAGAAAAUGGUCAUCGUAGAUCGAUAUGCCUCUCAUCGACAUAAUCCAAUCGCCAACGAAUGGAACAAAAUGUCCCUUCCUAUCUUUGAAGAAUUGCCUUCACCUCCUCCACCAUUCUUCGCACCUUAUCGACAGAAUCUCUUGCAGAACCUGCACCUAUCCGUGUCAACAGCUCGUGGCAGGGUAGGAAAAGCUUUGAAUGAUGUUCCCAAGAUCGUUUAUCUCGAUAGACAAGAGACGAGUCGGAAGCUUAGCGACGAAGAUAAUGAUGGUAUACUGGGAGUCUUAAGAGAUUUAGAGAAAGAUGGGAAAGCCCAUGUUGGAGUGCCUCAUUUAUCGGAAAUGGGAUUCAAGAAUCAAGUGAAGGCUAUUAAAGACGCUGAUAUCAUCAUUGGUAUACAUGGGAAUGGGUUGACUGAUCAGAUGUGGAUGCCGGAAGGUGGGAUGGUCAUUGAGCUUUUUAUCCCAGAUGCGUUCUUGAGAGAUUAUCAGGUCUUGAGCCAAGCUUUGGGUCAUCGUCACAUCGCUAUAUGGAAUGACCGUAUACUCCCGCCAUCCGAAUGGAAAGACAUCGACGGGCAGAUGAAUCCUACAUUAAUGCAUGAUGGGACGUUGAUUCCUUUGAAUACGCCCUUCAUUCAGACGUUGUUAGAAGACCUGAUCGUAGAGAUGAAUCAGCACCUAUGA